Messenger RNA from Paramisgurnus dabryanus, 3724 nucleotides. Its product is annotated as terminal nucleotidyltransferase 4A-like. Gene Ontology annotation, cellular component: TRAMP complex; nucleolus. Lineage: Eukaryota; Metazoa; Chordata; Actinopteri; Cypriniformes; Cobitidae. Gene Ontology annotation, biological process: polyadenylation-dependent ncRNA catabolic process; RNA 3'-end processing. Gene Ontology annotation, molecular function: poly(A) RNA polymerase activity; mRNA binding. The record is from RefSeq and is a predicted model, not a curated record.
UCUGGAUGCGCCAUAUUGGAAUGAUCUGGAUUCAACAGUUCAAACGUCGGCUCGCUGGAAACGCUCUUGUUUAGAGGAACUAUUUCGAUGUAUUGAGUCCUUUUCGGGAUUUUUAGCUUCUCGCACAUUUACGUAAGUGUUUUAACCCUCGAGGACGCCUGUCUGCCCUCAGGCGUGCGUGUGAGAUUUGUGAGGUAAAGUUGGAUGGAUUCUCGGGUGCCUUGGAUUCAACCCGAACAGAAAGGACCUGCCAAUGUUUUAUGGAUGCGCGUGUGGGAAUCCUCGCAAAGGCGAAACCACUGCCACACGGUGCGGGUGAAUACACCUGCGCUGGCGGCCGGAUUUAUGAAGCCGUUAACGACUAUUCCCACCAACACUCUUGGAAAAGCGGUCAGCUGUUGCCCCAGUCAUCAUUAUAACACCGGUGAACGCGUAGGAUCCCCAAACGCAUGUCCUGGUCCCCCAGCACCGUGCGUCACCCCCGGCAGUCUCGAUGGUGGUUACGACUCUCUAUCGCCUUUAUCUUCAGGGGAAUCGGAGACUGACAGCCCGAAAUCAGACUCGUCGUCUGGCAGCAUGAAUACCUUUCCAGCUAAACUUCAUUUUAACUUCACUGAACACAUGCACAAUGCCAAUAACACUUUACAACAUCAGCAUUUUCAGCGGCUACAGACUACGCGUAACGUUAUAGUAACGGAUAACCAGCCUAAAUGCCAUCAGGGGCGAAAGAGAACUGAAAAUAAACCGAGCUCAUACGGGAUGAACUAUUAUCUUUCCCACGCUAAUGCAAAUUGUUUAUUUGCGACACCCUGGACAAGAAGAAGAUACAACCCAGGCAUUAAUGGCCUCCAUGAGGAGAUUGUGGACUUUUAUCAUUUCAUGUCCCCACGUCCAGAAGAGGAGGCAAUGAGGAGAGAUGUUGUCAAUCGUGUUGAGGCUGUAAUCAAAGAUUUGUGGCCUACAGCAAAGGUUCAGAUAUUUGGCAGCUUCAGUACUGGGCUUUACCUUCCUACCAGCGAUAUUGACUUGGUGGUGUUUGGCAAGUGGGAGCAUCCACCUUUACAGCAGCUGGAACAGGCCCUCAGACAGAAGGACGUGGCUGAGCCCUUCUCCAUUAAACUACUUGACAAAGCUACGGUACCAAUAAUUAAACUCACUGACAGACUGACCGAUGUGAAGGUAGACAUCAGCUUUAAUGUUGAAACUGGAGUCAAAGCAGCUCGCUUUAUUAAGGAUCAUCUUAAGAAAUACUCGGUCCUGCCUUACCUGAUCUUCGUCCUGAAGCAGUUCUUGCUCCAGAGAGACCUGAACGAGGUGUUUACAGGAGGUAUAAGCUCCUACAGCCUCAUUUUAAUGGCCAUCAGCUUCCUGCAGCUUCAUCCCAGAAUAGACUGCAAAGCUACCAAUAUUAAUUUGGGCAUCCUGCUCAUCGAGUUCUUCGAGUUGUAUGGGCGGCAUUUUAAUUAUGGGAAAACUGGCAUUCGCGUGAAGGAUGGUGGAGCAUACCUGGCUAAAGAAGAAAUCAUGAAGGCAAUGGAGAAUGGAUGCAGACCAUCAAUGCUGUGCAUUGAGGACCCAAACUUACCUGGAAAUGAUGUUGGUAGGGGCUCAUAUGGUGCCAUGCAGGUGAAGGAGGUCUUUAACUACGCAUACCUUGUCUUAAGUCACGCUGUAUCACCGCUGUCCCGCUCUUACCCUAACAGAAACAUGGAGAGCACAUUGGGCCGCAUCAUUAAAGUGUCCCAGGAUGUGAUCAACUUUAGGGAGUGGAUCAUCCAGCAGUGGGGAAACCGACACAAUAUCAGGAUGGGCAUUAUUAAAGCCCAUAGCAUUGAAGGAGAUUCAGAGGAGCAGACGUCAAGUGAGGAGCAGCACCGAGACUCCUCAUCACCAAACAGUGCAGGCUCACCUGUCUCUCUGUCGAGCCUUCAACAGCACUCCUCAUCCUCCUCAUCUUCCUCUGUGUCCUCGCUCUCUGGCAGUGACAUUGAUUCUGACACGCCAUGCCGAGCUUCAGUUCUUCAUGAGAUCUUCCCUGGGUCCUGCGUGAUCGACACCAAUCACAAACCGCACAGGAGGGGGAACUCAUCUGGAACAUUCCUGCCCUGUAAAAGUCAGUCACACCCAUUACCAGGCAAACAGGAUAUUGACGGGUCGGCUCAUGAUAUUGGUGUACUCCACAUAUCUCCAUCAGUUUACCCCAGCUCAAUAUCCAGCCCAAGUCACCACACUAAAUUUGCAAACUGCCAAAGGUUUGGAACAAAAGGACCUCCACACUUGAAUGUUUUUGAUCGUAACCUGGGGCCCGGGGGGAAAAGAGGACAUCACCAUCAGUACGGUCGUAACAACUGGCGUCAUCGGAGAAGGGACACUGUUCCCAUGAGCCUCAGCUGAUAGUGUCACCCAUUUAUCCCUCCUUAAAAAAACUUGUGGCCCAUGUUCCUUGGGUGCCACAGGUCAAAGGUUAGCACUUCUGAUUACAGUGGGUCUUUUGUGACACCUCCGUUUCUUUGGUAUUAUUUUUGUGUUUUGUCGAGAACUCCACCUGUGACUACAGGUUUGAAUGUACCUGCUUUUAUUUGAGACCUCCACUGUUUUGUUUUAUCUUUGGAUUUCUAGACAAUGAUGUCCAAUACCUUUUUUUUUUACUUUUUUCACAUCUUGAUUUGCUGUUGCUUAUCGGAGUGAUUUGCAGCGGCUCUUGACUGUGCUCAAUUUGUACUGUAUAUCUUUGUGCAAUAUGGUUGUUUUUAUUAUGAUUUUAGUUCAAUUUUAAGUUGAUUUUCUUAAGUUGAUUUCUUAAACUAUGAUUCCUUUCUAUGUGCAAAGUCUUUUAUCAUGUUCAAAUCCAUAUCGCAACCAGUUUUAUUGUUGGGAUUGUGGUUUUGCGCAUGCUAAAAUCUUCUGUGUACUACUUGCCCAUCUGUUGGCCUUUACAAACCUGCCUUUUCAACAGCAGAUGGGUUUUAGUGCUUGAUCAUUUACUCCCUACCAAAAUCCUCUCCCUUCUCAGAUCUGUCAGGUCUGCCAUAUGUCCACUGUUUAAGUGUAAUGAGUAUUUUAUUUAAACGUUAAAAGCAUUCAGAGGAUGAGGUCGAUAUGCGCUCUCUCUUUAACCCAAUCAGUAUUCAUUGCAUCUGUUUACAUAAGGAAUACAGAGUUUGCACAAUAACCCGAUCCAUCUGUUUUCCCCACCGUCAAAUGUGUUCGUCAAAAGUCUUGGACUGGAUUUCAUGUUACGCCACCAGAUGGAGAUAUUGGGCCAUGUGGUGUCCACUUUUUUGUUUCUAAGCAUUGAAGCUCACCAUGGCGUACAAAACAUUUCACACCGCAGACAUUUACGUUCCAUAACACUUAAAGAUCACUUCAUAUAUUUUGCAUGAAAACUUUAAUAAUUGUGUCCCCAAGGCCUCUCUUUCAAUCAGACAGUGUCUUCCUUAAGCUGACCUUGUUUUAAUGGGGCUGCAGGGAAUGCUGGGGGUUUGGUCAACAGAGAGGUUCAUUACUUUUAUGUGUCCCGAGAAAGGAAAAGUUAUGAGCCAAUGCAGUUUUAACUUUGUCAAACCCUAAAGGACCUACAUGGGCCAUACAGUCUUCUCGCCUGCAUGCAGGUGCUGUUUGAAUGUAAUGUAUAAUGUCUUAAAUUUAAGACUUUUUUUCAAUACACAUUUUUAUGUAUGUUUUGUACUCAAAAAUAUUUUUUAAAAUAAACAUUUAAAACGCU